This is a messenger RNA of Babesia microti strain RI, 1071 nucleotides long. Its product is annotated as protoporphyrinogen oxidase. The record is from RefSeq and is a predicted model, not a curated record. Lineage: Eukaryota; Apicomplexa; Aconoidasida; Piroplasmida; Babesiidae. The coding region runs from base 1 to 1071 and encodes 356 amino acids. The transcript has a single exon. Gene Ontology annotation, molecular function: antiporter activity. Gene Ontology annotation, cellular component: Golgi apparatus.
AUGUUUAGUACUAAGGGAAAGACGGGGAAGAAGGGUGGAUUUUUAGGGGAGGUGGAUUCGGAUGUAGAAUCGCUAUUUUCAACCAAUACAAAUGACCCUGGCGAUUCUUACCCAUUGAUAGGAAGCGAUGGACCAAUGCGUCGCAAAAUACUGCUAAUUUGUUGUUUCAUAGGAUGGUACGUACUGAAUGUGGCUUAUGUCAUUGAAAACAAAAAGACACUUAACACAAUCCCACUGCCAUGGACAUUAUCAGCAUUACAACUAAGCGCUGGAUGGAUCUUUGCAGCAUUUUUCUGGUGUACAGGAUUCAGAAACCGCCCGCAGUUUUACGACAUUAACUCGAUGAUAAACGCUAUACUACCACAGGGGAUAUUUCACCUUAUUGUACAUCUUGGUGCGGUUAUUUCCAUGGGACUUGGAGCCGUAUCAUUUACACAUGUAAUUAAAUCAGGCGAGCCAGUCGUCACUGCCAUUUUAUCAGCUGCGCUACUUAAUCAAUACAUGAGUUGGCAAUCAUACUUAGCCUUGUUUCCCAUAAUAUUUGGAGUAGCUCUUUCUAGCGCCCACGAAAUACAUUUCAAUACGGCUGCGUUUGUCUAUGCAAUGAUCUCAAAUGUAGGUUCGGCAAUUCGGGCUAUUUUGGCCAAAAAUAUUAUGUCUAGAAGGCAUAGUUACGGAAAAAAUAUAGAUAUGACAAACAUAUAUACACUAAUGACCCUGGUAUCAUCAAUGCUAUCUAUACCAGUGGUCAUCUUUGUGGAGGGAAGACUUUGGGUACCUGUGUGGAUAGCGGUCACUAAUAAAAUGACGAAUAAGGAUGUUUUAUGCAUGUGCCUCCGGGCGUUUUUGUCUGGUGUAUGGUAUUACUUUAGUAACGAGUUGGGAUUCAUUUGCCUGAGCCAGAUCAACCAAGUGUCUCAUGCAGUGGCAAACACUAUCAAGCGGAUCGCCAUUAUCGCCGCCAGCCUUAUUGUCUUCAAGCAUCCGGUCAGCACCCUAGGUUUACUCGGUGCCUUCAUUGCUAUACUAGGCACUUGCUUCUACUCCAUCUGUAGACACAAGUGGCCAUAA